GUGCAUCAAUAGAUUCAAAUCCUGUGAGAAUCGAUCACUUCUAGUCUCUGAACGUUAGAGAAGCCGAGUCAACAAAAUGGGUAAACUGCUUGAUGAGCAAUUUCUAAGGUCGCUGGUCACGAUUAAGUAACUGGCCCAUCCAUCGUCUUGGGCACUCUAGGGCAAGUUAUAAAUGUUUGAACCUAUUCCAUUAGUGUGGAUCUUGUCUUUGGUCAUUCAAGACACUCCUGGACGGCUGGAAGGCCAAGCAACAAUGAAUCUGGCCGGAGUUCUUACCAAUCUGUUGACUUUGGCGACUUUUGCCUGGCAUGAUGGAUCUGAAAAGUCUGUGGUUCCAAAUUCGGUUAAAGAACACCUGGAAACGGAAGUCCUACGACCGAUUGGCAAACCGUACACAGUAUUGGUAGAAGGUAAUGUGGGCAGCGGGAAGUCCACCACCUUGAAUUACUUCGCCACUCAGACGCCAGAAAAAGAUCUCGUGGAUGUUGUCUUCGAGCCUGUCAAUCUGUGGCGCAAUCUCUCUGGGGUUGAUUUGCUCAAUCAGAUGUUCACUGAUCCUCAACGUUGGGCUUUGGCCUUCCAGUCCUAUUCAUCCUUGACUAGAUACAGUAAUGUGUUCAAACCGACACCCAAAAAGUACCGAAUCAUGGAAAGAUCAAUCUUCAGUGAGAGAGCGUGUUUCUUGGAUACUGUCCAUGAACAGCCCAAUGGUAUGACCGAGGUCGAGUUCAACAUCAUGCACCAAUGGUACCAGAUGAUGACCAAAACAUUUUGGGAUCAACUCAAACCGGACAUUAUCGUUUACGUCAAAUGUGAUGUGGAUGUGUUGAUGCAACGCAUCAAGAAACGUGGCCGACCCGAGGAGGCCAAUAUCAGCCGAGAUUUUGUCGAGACCAUACAAAGACGACAUGACGACUGGCUGAUCCAUAGGAAUUCAUCCUUUGUCCCACCCGCUCCGGUCUUGGUGUUGGAUGGAAAUUUGGAGGUUGGGAAGUUUUUGGAAUUGGUCAAAGCAAAGGAGGCCGUCAUUUUUGGGGGCCAACUCCGACGGACAGACACAUAAGAUAAUGACGAGGUCAACACACUUCUCAAAACCGUGUUUUGAUACGCCUUUUUCGAACAAGAUUAUCAUAUCUCAUAUACGUAGGUGUGCCUACUUGGAAAACACCUUUGCUGUAACUGAAAACUUGGCCGACAAAAUAAAUCAACCACCUGCAAGAAA
Molecule: messenger RNA, 1222 nt
Organism: Tigriopus californicus
Lineage: Eukaryota; Metazoa; Arthropoda; Copepoda; Harpacticoida; Harpacticidae
Product: deoxynucleoside kinase-like
Exons: 2
Coding region: 173-1063 (296 amino acids)
Cellular component (GO): cytoplasm; mitochondrion
Molecular function (GO): deoxynucleoside kinase activity
Source: RefSeq, a predicted model, not a curated record